Molecule: messenger RNA, 5781 nt
Organism: Pichia kudriavzevii
Lineage: Eukaryota; Fungi; Ascomycota; Pichiomycetes; Pichiales; Pichiaceae
Exons: 1
Coding region: 1-5781 (1926 amino acids)
Biological process (GO): mRNA export from nucleus
Cellular component (GO): nuclear pore
Molecular function (GO): structural constituent of nuclear pore
Source: RefSeq, a predicted model, not a curated record
AUGUUAACAAGAGCAAGGUCGACAACUUUGCCCCUUGUUGCCAAAACAAACCCCAUCUUGAAAGAGCAAUCAAGUAUGGAUACGGAUAACUUACCUAGUACUGAAGAGACUCAAUCUUCAGUAGAUGAUCAAGUAUCAAAGAAUCCUGAAGAAACGGGAACUGAAGAAAGCAUCAAGGAAUCUCAAGAUGACAAGCGUGCUGAUGCAGACAAUUCCGUUGACAACCAGAUUAAGAUCCAAUCUGAUAAUAAUAUGCAAGGAGAAACUAAUAAUAUUUUACCCGCUGAAACACCUAAUUCUGAAAAUGCUGAAUCGUCCAUUGUAGAUUUACAGCCUCAUUCUGAAACUAGAACAAGCAUCGACUCAAGCGGAUCGGUUAAUAAGACAGAAUACUCUGUUUCUAAAUCAGUAUUAAACGACAGAAAUCAAACUCCUGGGGUGGCUGAAAGCUUGCAAGAUAAUACUGAAACGAAUCCAGUUUCUCCUGCAAUAGACAAUACAGAAAUACCUAAGGAUGAAGUACAUGAGAAGUCAGUAGCUGAUGUAAUGGACAUUGAUAUACAUGAGUAUACGCCUGACAAGCAAGAUGAGGUUGUGCCAUUAAGCACAGAGGUUGUUGACAAUGCACCUGCUCUCAACGCUCGAUCAAGAGUUACCAUUUCUGAGGAGCAAGAGAAGUCAUCUAGCUUGCCAGAUGUCAUUGCAGUAUCAUCCAAUGGUGAAAAGCCAACAAAUUUUCUCUUGAAUGAAGACGACCUAUGUUCUGUUGCUGCUUUUUUUUCGUUACCAAUCGAUGUUUUAUCAUCAAAUCGAGAGCUUUUCACAUCAUUAAUGAUUAAAAUGCAUGAAUUUGAAAAUAUAAAAUCCGAAAGUCAAUAUUAUGAAGUUAAUUAUCAACAGUUACAACACUCUUACAAAAAAAAGCUGGAAUCCGCAAAAAAGGAGUUAAUGUCCGCUAAGGAAGAGAUGCUAAAACUUGUUACAAAAAAUGCAAACAUGGUUGAUGAAAAAUCCAGGCUUGAAGACAGGAUAAAGAACAUUUCAAAUUCGAAUGCUCAUAAUUUGAAAUACAUUGACGAAUUAAAGGCCAAGCUUUCUGAACUUGAGAAUUCUAGCCACAACACAUUUGUACUUCUUGAGAGCAAACAAGCCCAACUAAACAACAUGUCAUCGGAAAUAAAAGUUCUUAUUGAAGAAAAUAAAAAUAACAAACAAAAAGUUGUUGAAGUAGAAAAUUCAAAGGAAGAGUUGAGUAAUCAAAUUAUACAGUAUAAAUAUGACUUAAACAAGAUAAAGAGGGAAUCACAGUUAGCAAACGAAUCAAGAUCGUGGUUUGAAACCGAAUUAAAUAAAAAGAUAAGUGAGCUGGAUGCAAUCAGAACACAAUCAAACGUGCAGAUAUCUUCUUUGAAGUCUAAAUUAAUGGUUACAGAGCAAAACCUAGAAGUAUCGCAGGCUUCAUAUAAGAACUCGUUCAAGGAGGUUAAAAGAUUAACUUCAAGAUGUGAAGAUUACGCCACUGAAAUAAAGCAAUUGAAAGACAAGCUAAGUUCUCAAGAAUCUCAGUUUAUGGAAAAUAUCGUCAAGAAAGAUGAACAUAUUCAAGUCUUAGAGAAGGCUGUCAAGGACAAAUCCAAUAGAAUUGAAUCUAUGGAUAAAUUGUAUAAGGAAACAAAAGAAAAGGUGGAGCAAGAUGAAAACGGAUAUCGCCAGAAAGUCGAUGACCUUGAAAAACGUCUUCUUGAAAAGGAUCUAAGAAUUAAAGAGUUACAAGAAUCAGUAGCAAAUAUAACCGAUGAUAACCUCAUCGGUAGCGAAAGUGUACAUGUCUCGACAUUGACUCAAAAAUCCUUGGAAAGCAUGGGUUCACAACUUUCUUUGACAGACCUACUCUCGGAAAUGAAUGACCUAAAAAAAGAAGUUGUUAAGGAAAAACGUCUCAAAACUAAAGCAGAGCAGGAGUUGUCCAAUGUUUUGAAGGAGCUUGAAAGGAAGUGGCCGAUUAUGCAGUCAUAUAAGGAUAGUUUUGAUAGUUUCUCUUUGAAAGAACAAAAGCUGAAUGCAGUCAUAGCAAACCUUACCAAUGAAAAAUCUAAUCUAUCCAAGAGUCUUGAUAUAUUGAGAAAAAAGAUUGCGGAAUCGCAUUUACAAAUCAACAAUCUUACUAAGUACAAAAUUGACCUACAAAGACAACUGGUAAUUCUGUUGAGUGAAAUGCAAUUCAAAGAAUCUGGAGAUAGGCCGCUAACUUUAGAAGAGAAACAAUAUAUUAACAAAAUCGUAGGCAAUUAUGGCGAAAUUAGUAAUAUGGACUCAUCCGACACUGAUAGACUGAUUACCGCCAGAUUGUCAACUUUCAGAAAUGCAGCUGAUUUAAUCAAACAAAAUGAAAAGCUUCUCACAGUCUCACGAAAAUUAGGAGAGGAACUGGAAUCUAAAGAUAAAGAAGGUACCAACAUGCUUGAAGAAGCCGAAUCUGGUACUAUCAAGAAAGCCAAGGAUGCAAUUUCAAAAUUACAAGAUAAGGUGAAGUCUUUAGAAGCACAGCUAGAAGCUGCAAAUAAUGCCAAAAAUAUUCUGCAAAACUUGUUUGAUACGGGUGUUGCAAAAAUCGGCGACCAAAAAGACGUCGAAACCCAGUCCGAAAGAAACGAAAAGCUCAUCGAGGAACUUCAAACCAAAAAGAAGGAGCUUGCCACAAUCAGGGAAAAGUAUGACAAUAAAAUUUUUGAGUUAAAUACCAAGGUGCAGAGUGUUACGUCAGAAAAAUCCAAAGUUGAGCUUCAGUUGGCUAAAUCUGUUUCCUCCAAUGAGCUUCACUCCGAAAAAAUCAAAAGUCUGAAUUCUUCCAUUGAAUUUUCUAAGCAAGAGAAUAAUCAACUGAAGUCGAUGCUUGAGAAAGCUCAAGCAAGCUUGUCUAAGCUUGAAUCCUCAUUGCAAUCAACCUCUGACGAACUUGUGAAAGCAAAAUCUUCAAUCGUUGAAUCUCAAAUUAGAGUUAAAACAUUAUCUGCUGAAAGAGACGCUUGGAAAUCUGUUGAGGACCAAUUGAGACAAGAUAUCAACAAAUUAUACAACGAAAAGUCUGAAUCAAAUAAAAUCAUUGUACAAUUACAGACCCUAGAUGGUGAGAGACAGGCGCAUUUCAAGGAAACGCUUCAAAGGUACAAUAAUAGCUGUUCUGCUUUACAAUCUGAGGUUGAUUCUCUAAGGGAAAAGCUGGAAAAAAGUAGCGCUGAAGUAAGUAAUAUCUUGCAUGCUAAAAACGUUGAUGCAAAGGUCUAUCAAAAGAGAAUCGAUUUAUUGAAUGAAGAAAUGGGCGCCUUGAGGGCAAACAUUGUUUCCAAAGAUAAGGUGAUAGAGGGGUUAAGGGAAGAAGUUGAGUGCUUAAGAAAGAGACAUGCUGCUAUUGAUGAAAGAAAGCAAAAUGUUCUGACAGCUAUGGCUGGUUCGAGCGAUGCAACGGAUGACGUUAUUGUUUUGAGAGAAGAAUUGAAGAACGCUCUAGAUGAUCUGGAAGAAAUGACUAAAGAGUCUCGUCAGUAUAAAGAAUUAUCAACUGCAACAGAACAACAGUUGACCUCUUUGAAUGACACAUACCUACAAUUCAAGAAAGUUUCUCAGGAGAGAAUUGAUUCUUUAAGUUCUGAAAUUGAAAGCCUUUCCAUUAAGUUGAAAGAAUACCAAAAUGAAAGAGACGGUCUGAAGAUGGAGCUUGAAGAGUUGAAGCGUUCCUCUGAGAUUACAGCACAAGAAAGCGCCUCCAAGAUAAAAGAGCUAAAUAACUCGAUUGCAACUUUUGCUUCGAUCAAGGAGGACUAUGAGGAAAAAUUGAGACUUGUGAAAUCUGAAGUUGAAACAAAGGACCAGAGCAUUGUUGGUUUGAAUGACUUGUUGAAAGAUAAGGAAACCCAAUUAACUACCUAUGAGAAUAUUAACAAUAUUCUUAAAAAUGAGAAUGAUGAACUUAAAGUUAGAAUCCAAAGUUUUGAAGCCAACAUUGUUGAAUCUAAAACUCUACAUGAAAACGAGUUGAAAAGAUUGCAAGAGUCUAUUGCAAACUUUGAACAGGAAUUAAGGAACGACAAAAUCACAAUUUCAAGCCUUGAAACACAAAAUAGAACCCUACUAAAUCAAUUGGAGGAAUCGCCUAUCUCGUUCGGUGAGUCUGACGAUAUGAAAAACUUAAUCACGUAUUUAAACAGAGAGAAAGAUUCUUUAAGCCAACAGUUGAAAUAUGUGAAAGACGAAGAGUCCAUUCUAAGACAAAACUUGAAUAUGAAAGAGAAAGAGGUUAAUGACCUAAAGUCAGAGCUAAUUGUUGUGAAAGAAAAAUCUUCCACUAUUGAUAAAUAUACCAAUGCUCUGUCUAAAAUGGAAAAAGAGGUUGAUGAACUGAAGGUUUACAAGGAUAAUAAUAAAGAACUAAGAGACCAAGUUAAAUUAUAUGAAUCACGAAUUGAUGAACUUGAGGCACAAGUAUCUAAGGCCAAUGACCAAGUUAUCCCAUUACAAACUCAAAUAGAUCAAUUAGUUUCUCAAAUUAAAGAAAAGGAUCAACAAUUAGAUGAACUAAAGACCCAAGCAGAUACUUUUACCUCACAAGAUGCACAAUUGGAAGCUAAACAAAAAGAGAUUAAUGAGUUAAAAGCAAAGUUUAGUGAGCGGACUCAACUUGUUGAAAGACUAAGGAAUGAAUUUAAUGAGAAAUUGAAAAAGAUGCGUGGUGAGAGACAAUUAGCACAAGAUGAAGCUAAGGAGCUUACCACUAAGUUGGAGACUUUGAACCAACAAUUGGCUAAUUCCUCCUCGGAGGCUGAAAAUAAGUUUGGAGAAGAAGUAGAAAGACUGAAGUCUCAAGUUAGGGUGUUGAAGGAGGAGAUCCAUCAGAAGAACAUUGAAAAAGAGACUGUCUCUAAAUCAGGAGCUGAGAAACUAGCCAAGUUGAAUGAGCAGUUAGUUGCAUUGAAGAAGGAGCUUGAAGAUACCAAAUCAUCUGUUGAAAAACCGAAAGACUUAGCAAACCUUGAAGCUAAAUAUAUGAAAGAAAAGGAGGAUGCCUUGAAAAAACUAGAAGCUGAGUAUAAGUCUAAGCAGCCAGGGAUUUCACCACAAGAAAUUGAAGGAUUCAAGAAGAAGCUUAAAGCUGAGAAUGAUGCUAAACUUGCGCAAGAAAUCGAGGCUCACAAGAACCGUAUUAGAGCACCUACACAAGCAAAGAUCAACGAAAUUGUGGAGAGACGGGUUAAGGCAAAGACUGAAGAACUCGAGAAGCUUUACAAUGGGAAACUUAAAGAGCUUGAGUCUAAAUCUUCUACUGAGUCUGUUGAUUUCAGUAAGGAGAAGGAAGAACUUCUAAAGCAGUUUGAAACAGAGAAGGAAGAGUUGAAGAAAACCAUCAGGGCUGCAGUUGAGAAGGAGAAGGGCUUCAAAGAGAAAUUUUUGCAAGGAAAGAUCACUCGUCUGGAGGAGCAAAUCAAGAAGCUCGAAAAGGGGGCUUCUACUUCGACUAUGAGCUCAAAUACCGUUUCUAAUUUUACACCAAAUGCCAACACAAAUAUGCAGACUCUACCAUCUAACAUGAAUAUGAUGCCCAUGCCCAUGAAUAUGAAUAUGAUGCCCAAUUUCAAUGGACAAAUGGGUGCAUUCAAUCCAUUUAAAGGUGUUGUUAAUGCGGCAACUUUUGUGCCUGGCAAUAACAAGACACUUCCAACCAAGCCGGGAUCCAAGAGAAACUUGGAGACACCGGAAGAGUCCGACAAGAGAACAAAAACAGAAUGA